UUCCAUUUCGUCUUCGCAAGUAGCAGAAUACAAUAGUCUCAAAUAUUUGACGACAAAAUGAAAAUUAUUGUAAUUUUCCUUGUAUUGGCAACGGUUUCUGCUACCAAAUCGAGGGAGUCUAGUUCAGAGAAAACCACAUCAGCAACUUCGGAGGGAACUACCAAGAGCAGCGCUAAGAAUUUAGAUAAUAGUGAGUCGUAUACGGUAAAAUUGAAUUGUGUCAUGCAAAUUAAUCAAUCAAAAAUCCAUUUUUAUCAUUCUACCACACAAAUCUCCCUCUCUCUCUCUCUCUCUUUAUUCGCUGAACUGCACAUACAUCUCGGGGCACCUGUUUUCGGCACUACUACUGUACUCUCCUUUCUGGUGGGGUGUGCCUAGAAUAUUGUGGUUACU
Molecule: messenger RNA, 393 nt
Organism: Ceratitis capitata (Mediterranean fruit fly)
Lineage: Eukaryota; Metazoa; Arthropoda; Insecta; Diptera; Tephritidae
Exons: 2
Coding region: 58-378 (106 amino acids)
Source: RefSeq, a predicted model, not a curated record